This is a messenger RNA of Alternaria postmessia, 1770 nucleotides long. RefSeq lists its product as uncharacterized. NCBI's taxonomy places the organism in Eukaryota, Fungi, Ascomycota, Dothideomycetes, Pleosporales, Pleosporaceae. The coding region runs from base 1 to 1770 and encodes 589 amino acids. The transcript is spliced from 3 exons. The record is from RefSeq and is a predicted model, not a curated record.
AUGCGCACUUAUUGGCCUCUCUUUCUGGCUUUGACCGGGUCAGCUCGCGGACAAUAUAACAGUACAGUUCUGGGUGCUCAAGCCACGCCAUCACCGCCCUCGUCUUCAGCGGAAGCUGCUGAGGAGACCUUCCAGGCGCAAGGUGGAGGUUAUGGCCAGGGCAGCACUUGCAAGACCACAAGCACGAUAUACGAAUAUGGAAAGCCUUCCACCUCUACUAUCAAAGUUACUGUCACAUCACCUCAGACAUGCCCAAAGCCGGUCACCAAAACCCAGACUGUCACCUCGUCGCAGGGAUACGGUGGCGGCUAUCCUGUAACUGUCACAGUCACGUCUACGAAGGAAGUCACCAAAUCUGCCGGAAACAAUCCUUCCCCACCAAAGACAAUCACUGUCACUUCUACGAAGGAAGUCACCAAAUCUGAUGGGUACAACACUCCCCCCAAGACGAUAACUGUCACAACUACCAAGUCUGGUUAUAUUACGGUCACUUCUCCUGGAUACUGCGCAAACCCACCUCCCAUGACUACUACAAAGCUGGUCCCAACUACCGAAAUCAGUUACACAACGACUACAGACUACAAAACUAAAACGGAAACUGAUACUACCACAAAGACCGAUACUACAACGGAAACCGACAUCACCACGAAGAGUGACACCACCACGAAAACCGACACCACCACGCAGACUGACGUUUCUACUACGGUCAGCAUCUCUACGUCUACCUACACCUCUGUCACCACUUACUCUACUACACUCACCGAGACUAGUACGCUGACACUACCGGGAACCACUUCUGUCACAACAGAGACAGUCGUCUCUACAGUCACGGCAACGCUUACCCUGACUGACUACAUUUCCGUGACGCAGACUGUUCCUGGACCGACUGUGUCAAUUCCAGGCCCAACAGAGACUACAGUGCAGACAGUUUCAAUCCCUGGUCCAGUACAGACAGUAUCAGUGCCUGGGCCUGUCGAGACGGUAUCAGUACCUGGACCAAUCGAGACCAUCAUCAGUUUCCAGCCGACAACGACAACAGAGAGGAUCAGCAUAACGACAACCUCUCUCACAACUAGUAUAUCUACUUCAGUGUCAACUUCGACAACGACAGAGUUCAUUGUGACUACUUUUACUCAAUCUGGUACCACAAUCACUAGUACCGAGACAGUCACCUCUGAAGUGUUGAUCACGACUACGUUCACGCAGACUCUGCCAACAACUGUGGUUUUGACAUCUGAUCGAACUUUCACCCUCACAACUCCAGGCCCUACGCAGACCGUCGAAGAGACCGACACCGUUACCACGACAGUUGAAGAGACGGAUACUCUUACUCAGACAGUAACCGAGGUGUCCACUUCACUCAGCACUCUGACCCUGCCACCACAAGUCAUCGUGACUACGACCACCCUCGAGGGUGAGACUUCAACAAUCACAACUCAGCUCCCGCCUAGCACGGUAGUAUCAACGAUCGUGUCGACUCUCACUUUCCCGCAGGUCACAGUGACUUCUGUCAGCGUCUCGCCUCCUGAGACCGUAAUAGAGACAUUUACACAGCCAGGUCAGAUUACUACCACGACUUUGACUCUUCCCGGAACUUCCAGGAACUACUUCCGUGGUCACGACUCAACUUCCCGCGAGUACCGUAGUUUCGACACUGACGCUGCCUGGCGAGGUCACGACAUCGACUGUCCAACUUCCCGGAACUACAUCUGUGAUAACUACCCAACUUCCCGCGAGCACCGUGGUCUCGACAGUAACGCUCCCGGGUGA